Caenorhabditis briggsae is the source of this 546-nucleotide messenger RNA. Bases 1 to 546 code for a protein of 181 amino acids. The transcript is spliced from 4 exons. The record is from RefSeq and is a predicted model, not a curated record. NCBI's taxonomy places the organism in Eukaryota, Metazoa, Nematoda, Chromadorea, Rhabditida, Rhabditidae.
AUGGAAGCCGUGGUUUGUCGUAGCCUUAUGGAGAAAGUAGCUGAGCAGGAGAGCUGGGAUGACGAGCCAAUGGAUGAUCUUCAGGACGACUAUGAGGAUCCGUUCGAUGAGAAGAAACUGGACCCAGAUUUGAAAGAGUAUGUCAAGAAGGAGAAAAGCAUCGCGUUCGAGAGCUUCAAAACUGCGAAGGAGGGCGUCAUUGCUUCGAUGAACGAAUUUGUGGAGCUGCUCUUCCACCACAACAAUACCACGUACAACUUCGAAAAGCUGAGCGACACUUAUGAGGACUUGUUGAAGCAAUCGAGAUACGUCAGUAUGAAGUCCGCCGUCGAUAAGAUCAAGAAGCUCAACGUGAGCCUCAUGAUGCUCGACAAUGCCAUCAAGAGAUCGAUGCACGAGUUCAAAGAGCUUCUCGCCAAUAGAGCGAUCGAGGAGGAUAGGGACAGAGAUAGCGAUGAGGAGAAGGAGGAGGAAGAGGAGGACGAGGAGGAAGAGGAGGACGAGGAUGCUGAGGAGGAUGGAGGAACUGUCGAGAAUUCGGAAUAG